GAUCUCUCCAACUUCUAAAUUAUGAAGAAACGGCCAUUGAAGCAAGGAAGAAACAUUAGUAUACAAACAAAGAGGUUACGCGUAGGUCUAGAUCUCAUCCCGAUAUUCCACAUUGAGCCUAGCGACAACCUUAUUCGACCAAUCUAUGACACCAUCACCCAUUUCCCAUCUUCGAAUCGACACCAGGAACCAGACACACAGACAUUGUCAUACAUACGACUACCUUCGCUGGAUCCUUAUAUCAAUUUAUGGUAUCUCUCCCAAGGGUCUGAAAGAAACCAUGAAGCGUCUUCCUGCAUUCGAUUCCUCCUCCACUUCCUCUUCUUUCCUCCCAACUAACAAUCACGACCACAUUCCACCCUAAUACAACGACAACCCAUCAUCAACAAUACAUGCCCAACUAAACAGGAGGAACAGAGAAUAGAGAGAGCUCCACACAAUGCCACCCAAAUCCACCGCUGCCACUUCUAGUCCGAGGGUAAUAUACUGGUUCCGGACCGACCUGCGCCUACACGACUCCCCUGCCCUAUCCACAGCACUUUCCCUGUGCAAACCUCACAAAUCAUCCGCCGUCCUCUACCCAAUCUGGACCUGGGACCCUCACUACGUCUACCACGCUCGCGUCGGACCCAAUAGAUGGCAGUUCCUGCUGGACUCACAGUCCGACUUGUCGGCAUCACUGACCAAGUUGAAUCCGAAGCAGAAGUUGUUGGUCAUCAGGGAGGCACCGCAGACGCUGUUCCCGAAGCUAUUCAGGGAGUGGGGAAUCACGCAUUUGUGCUUCGAGAGGGAUAGCGACGCAUAUGGGAAGGGGAGGGAUGAUGAGGUAGUCAAAUUGGCGGAGAAGGCGGGUGUGGAAGUAGUGACAGAGUAUGGUCGCACGCUGUGGGAUAGUGACGCUCUUGUCAGAGAAAAUGGGGGUAAGCCUACGAUGAGCAUCACUCAAGUCGAGAAGGCCGGGGCGAAGAUUGGGGAUGUUCCCAGACCGAUCGAGGUGCCAAAGAGCUUACCGGAUCCUGGGGAUACUAAGUUAGGCUUUCAGAUGGAAAAGCCAGGAAAGAUUCCAGACUUUAAUGAAAAGCAGAGAGAUGGGGAGGAUCGGUCGUAUGGCGAGUUAAGUGGACCGAAGGGCGACUUCGCAGUACCAACAAUGGAGGAAUUGGGAAUGAAAAAAGCGACUACUCCGCACCGUGGAGGAGAGACAAUCGCGUUGGAGAUGUUGGAUGAACUCAUGAAGGAUGUGGAUUAUGUCGCUACAUUCGAGAAACCAAAGACUGCCCCCACGGCCUUCGAACCACAGGCCACCACACUAUUAUCACCGCACCUACAUUUUGGGACGCUGAGCGUACGGGAAUUCUACUGGCGUACCCAGGAUAUAGUAGACAAAUACAAGGGAACAGCUUCGAAGCCACCUACGAGCCUUACCGGCCAACUCCUGUUUAGAGAUAUGUAUUUCGGCGCACAGGCGUCGUUGGCCUACGCAUUUGGUCAGACGUACAACAACCCACAGUGCCGCUUCAUUCCAUGGCACCUGCCCUCCGAGAUAGACGAGAAAACAGGUCUCGUCACCGGCAAGUACCUUGUCGAUUCGGCGGAAGCAGAGCAAUACUUCAUUCGGUGGAGAGAGGGCCGAACAGGGUUCCCCUUCAUCGAUGCUCUCAUGCGACAGCUCAAAUCCGAAGGUUGGAUUCAUCAUCUGGGCCGACAUAUGGUCGCUUGUUUCCUGACGAGGGGAGGCUGUUAUGUCGACUGGGAGCGGGGCGCAGAAGUGUUCGAGGAGUGGCUCAUCGACCACGAGGCUGCCUGCAACAUCGGGAACUGGCAAUGGCUUAGCUGCACAGCCUUCUAUGCGCAGUUCUAUCGGUGUUACUCUCCAGUCGCGUUUGGCCAAAAGUGGGAUAAAGAGGGGAAAUUUGUAAGGAGAUUUGUACCGGAGCUGAAGGACUUUGAUAAGAAGUACAUAUACGAACCGCACAAGGCGCCCGUCGCGGAUCAGAAGAAAUGGGGAUGCUUGAUCAAGGGAGAUGGCACAGAGACGGAGGCAGACGGAGGCAAGUUCCAGAUGUAUCCAAAGCCCAUGUUCGACUUCGCGGAGAGAAGAGAGAUUUGUAUACAAGGAAUGAAACGGGCGUAUUCAGUGGGUCUGUAUGGGAACGAUGAGCGGGUUCUGAAUGGUACUUGGAGGGAGCUAUUCCCUGAUGAUGCGGAGGGUCCAACAAGCGGGAAGAAAGGUCCGCCCGGGGCUAUGGUGGAGCAUGAGGAUGCCGAUGGGACAGAGGAAAUCUCUCAUCAGCCGCCGGAGUUGUCGGGACAGGAGAAGAAGAAAGCGGCAGCGAAGAAACCUGGAGGACACAAACGUGAUGCCAGUCAGGGGACUCUUGAUGGAAUAGUCACCCGGAAGAAGAAGAAAGAGUCUGCUUAAAUCAUUACAUACAAUCAUGAUAUCUUAGUGCUAAACUCUGACCGUAAAGAGGCGCUGAAUUUUAUGUGUUCUGCGUCGUACCAGUCUCAUAAAGGUCAAUAUCUGG
Molecule: messenger RNA, 2528 nt
Organism: Aaosphaeria arxii CBS 175.79
Lineage: Eukaryota; Fungi; Ascomycota; Dothideomycetes; Pleosporales
Product: Cryptochrome/photolyase FAD-binding domain-containing protein
Exons: 2
Coding region: 440-2422 (660 amino acids)
Biological process (GO): circadian regulation of gene expression; entrainment of circadian clock by photoperiod
Cellular component (GO): cytoplasm; nucleus
Molecular function (GO): DNA binding; FAD binding
Source: RefSeq, a predicted model, not a curated record